Molecule: messenger RNA, 1407 nt
Organism: Sordaria macrospora k-hell
Lineage: Eukaryota; Fungi; Ascomycota; Sordariomycetes; Sordariales; Sordariaceae
Source: RefSeq, a predicted model, not a curated record
AUGACGACUGUCGUACGGACCCGUCAGCCGCUACAAAUCCUGAGCAUGAGCAGUAACCAGAGGCGCAGCAAACGCCUUGCGGCCGAGGCAGUAUAUGACGAGCAAGAUGGCGACUUCCUAUUCACGCGCGGUUCCAAGAGAGCCAGAACCACAUCGAUAGCUCCAGCAUCCACGAUAGAGGAGCCCGAGAACGAACCAGUGCCGAUAUCGGUGCCCGCGAAGAAGCCCGCCGGGAGACCACCAAAGAACAGCGCAAGGAAGCACGCAUCAUCCCCUGUGCAAGAGCAGUCGCCUCCGCCACCACCAGCUGUACUACAGCAGCAAAUUUCCGGACCGAUACCGAGGAGGACGUCGAAACGAAAAUCAAAUGGUGCUGCUGCCCCGCCAGCACCCGCGCCUGCACCUUCAGCGUCACCAGCCGACAAUGAAGAGGAUGCUGCUCCCAAACCGAGAGGUCGGAGGAAAGGCCGCCCACCAAAACAACAGAAGGAGAAUAAGGCACCGCGACCAGUAAACGGCAUGCGCGCGGUACCCGAAGAGGAGGACGAGGACGAGGACGAUGGUGACGGGCCGAAUCUCGUGGGCGCGACGCCAAUGGACAUCGACGAUAGACCGGAUGCGAGGACUAAGGGCCGAAAAGGAACAGGGCGAGGGAGCUCCAACGAGCCACAGCAAAUCGUACUACCACUCAGCGACACGCCAAUCAUCAACCGGAACAAAGAGAUGAGGAAAAAGGGCGGUGCUGGUGGUAGUCGGCGAAGCAGCUUAGGGAUGAGAGGGCGACGAGCCAGUUCCUUGAUCGAGAACGGACAUAGUGCGAUACCGCAUCGCGAGGUCGACCCGUCCGAGUUCUACAAACAUAUCGAAGCUGAGGGGCUGAGCGAGCCAAGGCGGAUGAGGCAGCUUUUGACGUGGUGCGGUGAAAGGGCUCUUAGUGAGAAGCCACCGCAUGGUAGUCAUGGGUCCAGUGCAAUUCUUGGAGAGAAAAAGGCCUGGCAAGCCCUCGCCAAAACUCUCCCAGACCUCGAACCGCUCUACCCCGACCCCGACCCCACAAAGGCACCACUACCGGAACCGUUCCUUCUCGACACCGAAGAAGCCAAAAUCCUCGCCUCCUUGACCGAAUCCGACACGGUCUUCAGCUCCUUCCGGCGCCGGACGCGGUCGCGCCUGCAGAACGUGCAGUCCUCGCUCGAGUUCAAGAUCGACCACCUGGCCGACAGCGUGCACAAGCUGGACAUGCGUGUGUCGACGGCGGGCCGGGAGGCGGAUCGAGUGCUUGCGCUGAGCGCGGCACGGCUGAAGGAGCGCGAGGAGAGGGAGAAGGGUAAGGUCGGGACGAGGGAUUUGCCGACUAUUGAGGUGUUGAGGAGUUUGGGGAGGAUAUUACCUGCUGAGGGGGGCUAA